Hipposideros armiger (great roundleaf bat) is the source of this 1912-nucleotide messenger RNA. RefSeq names its product ring finger protein-like (gene RNF229). The transcript has 2 exons. The record is from RefSeq and is a predicted model, not a curated record. NCBI's taxonomy places the organism in Eukaryota, Metazoa, Chordata, Mammalia, Chiroptera, Hipposideridae. Gene Ontology annotation, molecular function: ubiquitin protein ligase activity. The coding region runs from base 1 to 1125 and encodes 374 amino acids. Gene Ontology annotation, cellular component: endoplasmic reticulum membrane. Gene Ontology annotation, biological process: protein K63-linked ubiquitination; protein autoubiquitination; intrinsic apoptotic signaling pathway in response to endoplasmic reticulum stress.
AUGGUGACCCAGGGUGGUACUGCAGCUUGCAGCCAGGCGAGCCCGCCCACCUACACUGCCUCGCCGGGAGCCCGUUGGUCUAGGUCAGUCACUGACACGGCUCGGCUCGUGGUGGUGGCUGCGUCCAGGCUCGGGCAGAUCUGGUGGGGACCACACGUGUGGCCCAGAAGCCACCCAGAGCUGGCGCGGCUCGGGGGCCCAAGCGAAGUAAACUUUCAGAGUGGGGCGAGGAGCCCAGAGGAGGCGGUGGCUGCCGCAAGGUCAGUGCCAGACCCUGCCCUGGCCCCAGAGGGCUACACUGACCUCCACAGCCCCAAUAGCACUGUCGCCACCCUGGGGUCCCAGCCCACCCCUCCUGGCUCCUGUCCCAGGGCCCCUACUCAUGACCCCGCUGACCUCAGCUCUGGGCUGCCCAGUCCACCUUCAGCCUCCCUGGGCCCUGAGUGCCUGGACCCACUGCACCAAGUGCUGGCAGAUGAAGAAGUGGACAGCCGGGCCCUAGGGAACCCCCAAGGUGCCAGGACUCUGGACAGUGAGCCUCUGCUGGGGGCCACAGCUGCAGCCCACCCCUGGGCUGGGCCCGUAGAGGAAGAGGAGUGCCCCAUCUGCACAGAGCCCUAUGGGCCCACUGAGCACCGCCUGACCCUGCUGAACUGUGGACACAGCCUGUGCUCAGGCUGCCUGCACCAGCUGCUGAGCACGGCCCCCAGCGCCGACCUGGGCCGGGUACAAUGUCCCCUGUGUCGCCAGAAGACGCCCAUGCUGGAGUGGGAGAUCUGCCGGCUGCAGGAGGAGCUGCUGCAGGCUGAUGGGCCCCAGCACCCCCCGCCUCCCACACCCCCCAUUCCCCUCCGCCGGAGGCCCGGGCCCUGGGCCUCCCUAGAGCACCGCUACCAGCUACGCUUCCUGGCAGGGCCCGUGGGCGGCCGGGGCUGCCUGCCCUUCCUGCCUUGCCCGCCCUGCCUGGGCGCCCGGCUCUGGGCUCUGCGGGAGCGGGGCCCCUGCGUCCGCCGCCUGGCGCUGCUGGGCCUGCUGGCCCUUGAGCUGCUGGGCCUCCUGCUUGUCUUCACGCCACUCAUGCUGCUGGGGCUGCUGUUCAUGCUGCUAGAUGGCUCGGGCCGCUGAGUAGGGCCUGUCACACCUGCCACUUGGGGCCUGAUGACCGGGCUGAAAAACCCAAGCGUGACCGGGCACUCGUCUUCAAUCAAGACCCAAGACGGGGGCCCAGGGCCACCCAGGAGUCUGUGCUUAGCCCCUGCGUCAGCCAGACUCCAAACCACCCUGCUGCCCAGACAGUGACCACUAGUGCCCAAGGAUGGCGUUGGACAUCUGUGACCAGGGCCCCAAGCACUCCUCAACAGAUGGACACCAUAUUGCCGCUGGGCUGCCCCCCUCCACACACACACACACUGCACCCUAGCCUGUCCACAAGAGGGGCACAGCGGACACGGAAGUGAACAGAGAGGCCUGGCAGUGAGUCAAUUCCUUGGAGAGGGUGGGGCCCUGAGCAGGGGCUGCAGGCCCCCCCGAUCUGCCCAUGUCCUAGAUAAGGGCCAGUGUGUGUUCCCUGAAGGUCAGGGCACCGGAGGGGAGGGCCCUUCCUAUGCAAGCUCAGCCCACAAAGGGCCUCCUCACUGGCCCGGUCAGCACCCAAGGGGGCGUUACCGAGAGGCUGGGGGUCUGGCAAAUGCCCCUGAGCUACAAGGCCCACAGGCCCAGCUAGGCUUUGGAGCUGGAGUGCUGAGCUGAGGCCUCUGACUGCCUGCAACCUCACAUCACCGAGCCUGGGGCCUUUAUCUGAAGGACAGAGACAGUCACAGCACCACCUCAUGGGCUUGGUGGUGACAUGCUGGGCGCUGUGCCUGGUCCAGGAAAUGGCUCUCAGUAAACAGCAGCGGCUACUGUACCCAUG